Trypanosoma conorhini is the source of this 456-nucleotide messenger RNA. RefSeq lists its product as uncharacterized. The transcript has a single exon. The coding region runs from base 1 to 456 and encodes 151 amino acids. The record is from RefSeq and is a predicted model, not a curated record. NCBI's taxonomy places the organism in Eukaryota, Euglenozoa, Kinetoplastea, Trypanosomatida, Trypanosomatidae.
AUGAAGCACUUCCGCGGGUGGCUCGUCGUGUGCCUCGUGUCGGCGGCCCUCUUUAUGCUGGUCGACAUUCCGGUGGCGCAGCAGCAAAACCUGCGCACCCGCACGAUAUUUGUCGCCGUCAUGACCCCCGCGGUGUGGGCCCUCUACCUCGUGCUGCUCUACGUCUUCCUGCACAGGCCGCUGCAGCGCAGCACGGGGGUGUACCGAAAAGGCGCCGCCUGUCGCCGCGGCGCGAGCGACGACGGUGUCUUUCUCUGGUUCAAGGAGCAGCACAAACUCAACGCGGUCCUCGUCAGGCUGCAGUCUGAGACGGAGAGCGUGGAGCGGCUCUCCUCGGGCCGGCAGCCGGCCUCUCCAGUCGGUCGCAACUCGCCGACGCUGUCGCUCGUCAGGGGCGCUGCAGCGGCACCCACGGGGGGCAGCCCGAUCUUGGCGCCACCCAACGGUGCCUUGUGA